CACAAUGGUAAUUAGAAAUGCAUUGUGCCCUACAAUGCGCAAAUGAAUUGGAUUAAGAUUUAUUAUGAGAGUCUAUUCGGUUUUGGAGGUAAACUUGUUAAAUUUCGUCUGUUUAAAACUGGCAAAAUAACUGCUUCCUAUUCUCUCCCAUAUCCCUCCGAAGCGGCUUUGUUUUUUCUCAUCAUAGCGAAUGUGUUCUGCCGACCUUGCGCUUUGAGGAACCCGCAGUUUGCAUUAAAACAUCUCGGUGGAGAAACAAGAAAUGGAGGCUCAUGCUUCAGCCAACCAGCUUCCACCUAAAAAUGGGCCGCAGUCUAAUCAAAGGAGAAAUGCCAGGAGAAAGCAGCUGCAGCAUUCUGCUGAUAUAGUAUUUACCAAAGGGACAUCUAUCCAGACCAUUCCCUCUCUUAGCAAACUCUUGAAAGGGGUAACAGAGUGUGUCAUUGGUCUUCAGUAUGUGUGGGAGUACCGCAGCCCCAGUAAAUCUGUCCCACCACACUAUCAGUGCAAACUCUGUGCCGUCUCCCGCUUGCAGCAUGAUAUGCUUGCCCACGUGAAAGGCUGGAAACACAGCUUCAAAUACCUGAAAAAGGUCCACCCUAACAAGGUCACCAAUGACGAGGAAGAGGCCAUCAGAGACCCUGCUGUAAGGAAGAAAAUUAAAGAAGUUUCAGCUGAGGUGGAGAAGACUGAGGGGAGGGGACAACUUAAGGUGAUUCUGAAGGAGCCCUGCGAAGUACUAGCUUUCAAAGGACUCCGUUCUGCUGCUCCUAAAGUUUUGCCUACACCAGGACCAGGGAUGGGACUAAAGGGACCACCCUUUGGUCUCUCAGGUCCCAAGUUCUCUGACCAGAGGUUUCUAGGGGAGUUUCCUCCUCAGAAUGGUCCUCUCUCUAACUAUCCAGUGGGAGACUACGGGGAGUCCGGCUUCGGAGGCUACGAUUACUCGACCAGGCAAGAUUUCCUUGACUCUGGUAUGGAUCGAAGACCUUUCCCAGAUGGUAUGGGUAAUCGCCCAGCUGGGAUUGGAGAUGGUUUUGGAUCAGGUGGUGGAAGAGAUGGCUAUGGAAGGAGUGGAUUACUGGAUGACAACCCAGGCAGAAUGUAUCCUGAUGAGUACCGGAGCAGCCAAAUGGGGAGUAGCUUAAUGGACAAGCCACUGGAGAGGCCAGGCUUGAUGGGAGCAGCUCCAGAAAGUAGCAGCCUUCCUAACACACUACUUACUUACCUGGAUACUUUCCGGAUAGAGAGCGAGAGUGACGCACAGCUUGUGCUGAAGGUGACACAGAAACUUACAGAUGUGCUGAUGGAGUACAGACUGAGGAGUGUAUCGACAGGUUCUAGUCUGAACAGCUUGUCAAUGAGCUCCACAGGCUUCUCCUCUACAACGCCCAGAUUGCUAAGCAGCAGUGACCGAUACUCAAGUAGUCCGUCAGGUCCCUCCAGGUAUUACAAAUGACAAUCGCAAGAUGUGACAGCUCAAUCUUGUCAUCCCUGUGUGCAUCAGUCAUGACUGUGCAGGAGUUGAAAACUUUGAUUUUGUGUAAAUGUAUAUGGUUUUAGACAGUUUUUUGUUACUUAGUAGUCUUCUUUUUUAUGUUAAAUUUCUUUAGAAUAUGAGAAGAUUUAUAACUUUGAAGGUUUUACACAAUUACUUGUGCAUGUUUUCAGCAGCUUUACCUGAACAUGAGUGUAUGGCCAUUGUUAAUUUCCCAAGGCCCUGUUCUAUUAAAAGUAAUGAAAUUGA
This is a messenger RNA of Perca flavescens (yellow perch), 1747 nucleotides long. RefSeq lists its product as uncharacterized. NCBI's taxonomy places the organism in Eukaryota, Metazoa, Chordata, Actinopteri, Perciformes, Percidae. The transcript has 12 exons. The coding region runs from base 263 to 1459 and encodes 398 amino acids. The record is from RefSeq and is a predicted model, not a curated record. Gene Ontology annotation, cellular component: precatalytic spliceosome. Gene Ontology annotation, molecular function: double-stranded RNA binding; single-stranded RNA binding.